AUGAAUGGCGUCGACGUUAAGCGCUUCGUGCGCUACUUCUAUGACCCUCCACCAAAAUACGAUGACAUGUCCGGCACUUCUGUAUGGCUGCUGGGGAAGGAGUAUCAGGCUGCACCCCCCAAGCCAGUAACAACGACGGACCACGACGAUGUGGUCGAAGUCGAGUCCUCCUCAGAUUCUCAUGACCCUUCUGAUGCUAGUGCUCUUUCAUCCACAACAGAUCAGCCUACACAGCAGCAGCCUAAUGAAUCUCACUCACAAAACACAAGCAGUUUUGACGAUGCCCAGCAUGUGGCAGGGGGAAACAAUCUACCGUCCUUAUCAAAUGAUCCGUCCGAUCGAGGAUGGCCCAUCACAUUCCUUGACGACUUCGAAUCUCGGAUAUGGAUGACCUACCGCUCCAACUUUACGCCCAUCCCUCGAUCGCAAGAGCCCGGCUCUAAUGUAUCCUUAUCUCUGUCCGUUCGCCUACGCAACCUUACCGAGAGGGAUGGCUUCAGCAGCGACACAGGCUGGGGAUGUAUGAUUCGUUCGGGACAAUCGCUUUUGGCAAACGCCCUGGUUAUGCUCCAUCUGGGCCGGGAUUGGCGGCGACCUCACACAUCCUCCCUCGACUCCCCUUCCUCCACCCAAACUCAAACCGAAGCCUCCAUCCUUUCCCUCUUCGCCGACUCCCCCCUCGCCCCCUUCUCCAUCCACCGCUUCGUCCAACAUGGCGCGUCCGCCUGCGGCACACAUCCAGGCCAAUGGUUCGGGCCUUCGGCCACGGCUUCGUGCAUCAAAGAGCUUUCCGCCGAAUGUGCUGCCGCAGGACUACGAGUCUACGUGACACCAUCGGCGAGCGAAGUAUACGAAGACAAGUUCCGCAACAUUGCACGCGCUUCUGCUACGGAUCUCACCAUUAGACCUACGUUGAUCCUGCUGGGAAUAAGACUGGGACUGGACCGGAUUACACCCGUCUAUCAUGAAGCCCUCAAAAGCAGCCUCACAUACCCUCAAUCAAUUGGUAUUGCGGGUGGCCGGCCAUCCUCUUCACAUUACUUCAUUGGCUGUCAAGGGGACCUCUUCUUCUACCUCGACCCCCACGAGACCCGCCCUGCGCUGCAGCACCAUUCUGACCCCAAUGAAUACACGGACGAAGAAAUCUCCACAUGCCAUACGCGCCGUCUCCGUGGUCUGAGGAUCAGUGAGAUGGAUCCAUCCAUGCUUAUCGGCUUUCUCAUCAAGGACGAGCAAGACUGGGAAGACUGGAAAAGAAGGAUAAAGGAGGUCAAAGGCAAGGCGAUCGUGUCGGUCUUUGACAAGGAGCCGCCCGUGCCUGGGGAAACGAAGGAGAGGAAGGAGGCCGUGGACGAGGUGCAGACAUUCGAUGACGAGGACGAGGAUGAUGAGACUGUUACUGUCACAGGGAAGGAGGACGAACAAGAAGCUAAACCCGAGGGUGGCGAGGGAGACGAAGAUGGCAUCAAAGUCGAUCGCGAAGCGGAAGGAGAUGGUGAAGGAGAAAGCGAUACAAUCCAUGUUGGACUCGAUGCCCCGAUAGAGGAGCCUGUCAAGGUCGACGGUCCUGCAGCAAGGGAAGAAGACACAGUCGAAGUUCCCUGA
Molecule: messenger RNA, 1605 nt
Organism: Fonsecaea multimorphosa CBS 102226
Lineage: Eukaryota; Fungi; Ascomycota; Eurotiomycetes; Chaetothyriales; Herpotrichiellaceae
Exons: 1
Coding region: 1-1605 (534 amino acids)
Molecular function (GO): protein-phosphatidylethanolamide deconjugating activity
Source: RefSeq, a predicted model, not a curated record